AUGAUAAAAACUAAACUAUACUUCACUGGAGAAAAACAGCAACAAAUUAUUAUUGGUCAGCUGUACCUAGGGUCAGGAGCUGUACCUGUGGUCAGGAGCUGUACCUGUGGUCAGGAGCUGUACCUGUGGUCAGGAGCUGUACCUAGGGUCAGGAGCUGUACCUGGGGUCAGGAGCUAUACCUGGGGUCAGGAGCUGUACCUAGAGUCAGGAGCUGUACCUGUGGUCAGGAGCUGUACCUGUGGUCAGGAGCUGUACCUAGGGUCAGGAGCUGUACCUGGGGUCAGGAGCUGUACCUAGAGUCAGGAGCUAUACCUGUGGUCAGGAGCUGUACCUGUGGUCAGGAGCUGUACCUAGGGAGCUGUACCUGUGGUCAGGAGCUGUACCUAGGGUCAGGAGCUGUACCUGGGGUCAGGAGCUAUACCUGGGGUCAGGAGCUGUACCUAGAGUCAGGAGCUGUACCUGUGGUCAGGAGCUGUACCUGUGGUCAGGAGCUGUACCUAGGGUCAGGAGCUGUACCUGGGGGUCAGGAGCUGUACCUGGAGCUGUACCUAGGGCCAGGAGAUGUACCUGUGGUCAGGAAGUGUACCUGUGGUCAGGAGCUGUACCUAGGGUCAGGAGCUGUACCUGUGGUCAGGAGCUGUACCUGGGGUCAGGAGCUGUACGUGGAGCUGUACCUAGGGUCAGGAGCUGUACCUGUGGUCAGGAGCUGUACCUGGGGUCAGGAGCUGUACGUGGAGCUGUACCUAGGGUCAGGAGCUGUACCUAGGGAGCUGUACCUGUGGUCAGGAGCUGUACCUAGGGUCAGGAGCUGUACCUGGGGUCAGGAGCUGUACCUAGAGUCAGGAGCUGUACCUGUGGUCAGGAGCUGUACCUGUGGUCAGGAGCUGUACCUAGGGUCAGGAGCUGUACCUGGGGAGCUGUACGUGGAGCUGUACCUAGGGUCAGGAGCUGUACCUAGGGUCAGGAGCUGUACCUGUGGUCAGGAGCUGUACGUGGAGCUGUACCUAGGGAGCUGUACCUGUGGUCAGGAAGUGUACCUAGGGUCAGGAGUUGUACCUGUGGUCAGGAGCUGUACCUGUGGUCAGGAAGUGUACCUAGGGUCAGGAGCUGUACCUGUGGUCAGGAAGUGUACCUGGGGUCAGGAGCUGUACCUAGGGAAGUGUACCUGGGGUCAAGAGCUGUACCUAGAGUCAGGUCAGGAGCUGUACCUAGGGUCAGGAGCUGUACCUAGGGAGCUGUACCUGUGGUCAGGAGCUGUACCUGGGGUCAGGAGCAGUACCUGUGGUCAGGAGCUGUACCUUGGGUCAGGAACCAUACCUGUGGUCAGGAGCCGUACCUGGGGUCAGGAGCAGUACCUGGGGUCAGGAGCUGUACCUGGGGUCAGGAGCUGUACCUGGGGUCCGAAGCUUUACCUAGGGUCAGGAGCCGUACCUGUGGUUAGGAGCCGUACCUGUGGUCAGGAGCUGUACCUAGGGUCAGGAGCUGUACCUAGGGUCAGGAGCUGUACCUGUGGUCAGGAGCUGUACCUGUGGUCAGGAAGUGUACCUUGGGUCAGGAACCAUACCUGUGGUCAGGAGCUGUACCUGUGGUCAGGAGCCGUACCUAGGGUCAGGAGCCGUACCUGUGGUCAGGAGCCGUACCUAGGGUCAGGAGCUGUACCUGUGGUCAGGAGCUGUACCUGUGGUCAGGAGCUGUACCUAGGGUCAGGAGCUGUACCUAGGGAACCAUACCUGGGGUCAGGAGCAGUACCUGUGGUCAGGAAGUGUACCUUGGGUCAGGAGCUGUACGUGGAGCUGUACCUAGGGUCAGGAGCUGUACCUAGGGUCAGGAGCUGUACCUGUGGUCAGGAGCUGUACCUAGGGUCAGGAGCUGUACCUGUGGUCAGGAGCUGUACCUGUGGUCAGGAGCUGUACCUAGGGUCAGGAGCUGUACCUGGGGUCAGGAGCUAUACCUGGGGUCAGGAGCUGUACCUAGAGUCAGGAGCUGGUCAGGAGCUGUACCUGGAGCUGUACCUAGGGCCAGGAGAUGUACCUGUGGUCAGGAAGUGUACCUGUGGUCAGGAGCUGUACCUAGGGAGCUGUACCUGUGGUCAGGAGCUGUACGUGGAGCUGUACCUAGGGUCAGGAGCUGUACCUAGGGUCAGGAGCUGUACCUGUGGUCAGGAGCUGUACGUGGAGCUGUACCUAGGGUCAGGAGCUGUACCUAGGGUCGGGAGUUGUACCUGGGGUCAGGAGCUGUACCUAGAGUCAGGAGCUAUACCUGUGGUCAGGAGCUGUACCUAG
Molecule: messenger RNA, 2283 nt
Organism: Knipowitschia caucasica
Lineage: Eukaryota; Metazoa; Chordata; Actinopteri; Gobiiformes; Gobiidae
Source: the annotation of a GenBank genome assembly